Molecule: messenger RNA, 3882 nt
Organism: Scaptodrosophila lebanonensis
Lineage: Eukaryota; Metazoa; Arthropoda; Insecta; Diptera; Drosophilidae
Product: kinesin-like protein GA13060
Exons: 7
Coding region: 175-3558 (1127 amino acids)
Biological process (GO): microtubule-based movement
Molecular function (GO): ATP binding; microtubule motor activity; microtubule binding
Source: RefSeq, a predicted model, not a curated record
UUGACUUGGGGAAUCGAAUAAAUGAUGUAUAUCAGAAUCGAAGUUAAAGCAGUGUGCAAAAGCCAAAGAUGAAUCUAACGAGAAAUUGCCAGUCAUAAAAAGGGAUCACAAAGUGCUUCCACAUACACCACACAUCAGGACAGGAACUUCCAUAGCUAAAGUAGCCCAAUUAUCAUGUCCAAUGCCAGUACACGCAACAGCGGCAACGGUGGCUACUGUGGCGCCCUACAAAGGGCGCCACCGCCCUUGCCGCCGGGCCUGGCGCGACGUCUCAGCAACAAGGAAUGUUACGGAGUGGGCAAAGUCAAAGUCAUGCUGCGCGUAUCGGAUAAACCGGAGGAGCAGGCAGCACAGCACUUUAUCACGCUGGACAAGAAGAAGCGUCAGGUGACGUUAAGCGAUCCGAAAAAUGUUUGUGCGCCCCUCGCACAGGAGCGUGCACCUAUGGUGGCCGCGCCCAAGAUGUUUGCCUUCGACAAUUUAUUUACGACUGAAGAUAAGCAGUCGGAUGUCUGUGCGGCUGCCCUAAGUGAAGUCAUUCCUGCCGUGCUCGAGGGCUCCGAUGGUUGCCUCCUGGCGAUGGGCUAUCCCAGCACAGGCCAGCAGCAGAGCAUACUAGGCGAUUUAAGUACGCCCUCAGCACUUGGGGCUGUGCCCUGUGCUAUUGCCUGGCUCUAUAAAGGCAUCAAUGAGCGUAGGCAAAAGAGCGGGGCACGCUUUUCAGUGCGGGUUAGUGCUGUGGGCGUAAGCGCUACCAAACCAGACGCCGUCUCUACGGAUUUGCUCAUUUCGCAUGCGGCUGAAUCUGACGACUCCCCGGGGAUUUAUUUGCGUGACGACUUCCUUGGCGGUCCAACGGAACUACGUGCACCCACCGCCGAACGUGCUGCGCUCUUCCUCGAUUCGGCGCUAGCGGCCGGACGCUUGAAAAGUUCUUCUGGUGGGGGGCUGGGACUGGAGCCCGCCCUCAUAUUUACGCUACACGUCUACCAGUACAGUUUGUCGCGCAAGGGGGGUGUUGCCGGUGGUCGUAGUCGUUUACAUAUCAUCGACUUGGGUGGCUGUGCCAAUCGCAGCGGUGGCCUCCCACUUUCGGGCAUAGGGAACAUUUUACUGGCCAUACUUAGCGGACAACGACAUCCGCCACACAAGGACCACCCGCUAACGCCAUUGCUUAAGGAUUGCCUGGCACCCAUCACCUGCCACGUGGCUAUUCUGGCACAUGUGUUGCACGAGCAGAGCUAUACAGAUGCAUUGUCCACCAUUCAGAUUGCAUCGCGCAUACACAGGUUGCGCCGAAGGAAACACCGCGUACCCAUGCCCCUGGCCGUGGGAUUGGCCGCAGGUCUGGGUGGGGGUCAUCUUUCGGGUGCGGGCUCUUCAGCCGGUUCGGGUGCAGAUCCAUCCAGCUCAGAAAUAUCUGCCGAUACGGUUAUCUACAUGGGCCCAAACGACGAUGCCACCGAUGGCGAACAUCCACCAGUCUACUUGCCCUCGCUGAAUGCUGGCGACAAUCGUGCUGUGCUCAGCAAGGCGCUGAAGGGCAGUGGAGCAGAGAAACAACCAAUGCAGACCAAGGGCGCAAGUGUGGUCAAGAAGACAGCAGUGGACAAAGCGAAAAAGUUGCCAGCGCUGAGCGCAACGGGCAGCCUAAAGCGCCAUAUCUCCUCACACAGUCCGCUGCCCACAGCUCCCUACGCGAGUGGCGAUACUCCGCCACCAGGCUCACCCCUGCUGAGCAAUAUUCGACACUUGAGUGGUGCCACUCUCAUGUGCUCCAAGGCUUCCAAUGUGCCAACGCCCAAGGGCUCGCCACUACGACGACCACAUGCAGGAACCACUGCGGCCACAUCCAAUCCUGGUGGUGCACUGGAACAACUAGAGGCGGGUAUGCGAAAGAUUACUGAGGAGCAAUGGAUCGAUGGUCCACGUGUCUCACGAGCGAAGGUGGCCGAAGCGCGACAUCUAAUGCGUGAGGUCAAUCACGUCAAGCAGUGCGAGACUUGGGUUGAUGGACCGAAAUCGCAAUCAUGUCGUUCACUGACUGCGGGAAAUUUGCCCUCAUCUGGGGCCCAAACGCAGGGCUAUGGGUUCAUGGAUGCGCAUAAAAAGACCAUGAUACGUCAGUGGGUGGAGAACCAAACGUCGCAAGUCUUCCAGACCACCUCAGCUAGCUGCUCACCGACGUACACGGCUCAGCAAUUACGCAGCACUAACUUCCAACUGUCUCAGCUGAAGCAAAAGUCUCUCGAUCUGCCCACUCAUACGGAUUUGUAUGGCAGAAGCGGUGAUAAAACGCUCCUAGCAGAGCAGCCGCUUACACUUCCACAGAGCUUUGAUAACUAUCCUGAGUUGGAAGCUGGUUAUGUGAAUGUGGAGCGUCCGGCGGAUUGCGAUGAGGAUCAGGACAGCGGUCCAUCAGAGAUACCACCCGCACUGCCAUUGCUCGAUCCUUUAGGGUCUCGCGAGAUAUCCCACGAUAGUUUGCAUCGUAUGCUAAAUCGUCAUGUUUCGCGGGAAUCGCUGCCACAACACCUACUGGAUACCGAGCUACCAGCGUUUCCUUCUAGUCGCCCGUCCUCGCAGCAUCCCUCACAGCGCAGCAUUGACUGCGGCCUUCAAGUAACUGAGGAGGAAAUUGCCCGCACCAUGGCCCUGGAACAUCCCCUUGCGGCGCUCAGUCACUGCGACAAUAUAUCCUAUGUUUCCAGCUUCAAUAUGGCCUGCGAGUCCUUCAGCGAGUGUGGCGAACAAGCCAGACAUCAAUUCGAUCAACUAGCGCGCCUGCAUGAGAUCUUUACCUCGCAACUAGCCAUGGCCGAGGUGACACCAUCCACUUGUCUUUUCCGCACCGGCUGCGAUGUGGGCAGCGUUUUCAGUGAACCAGCCUAUCGCUUCAACGUGGGCCAGAGUAGUGUAUGCAGCGAGCCUGCUUAUCGUCUGCCUAGUCCCAAGCAGCCCUCGCAUAGUCCCAGCCAAGGCUCGCUGCCCAGCUUGAAUGGCAUCAUGGAGAUUGCUGGAAUGGACGACUAUGCGUUGCUUCGUCAGCCCGAUGGUGCAUCAGAUCCCAGUCUGCCGAAGUCUGAGAAACGAUUUACGCCCCAGCACGACGACAUAUGCGAAUUGGAUGAGAAGACAGCAUUUCUUGCAUCGUCGGGCAAACGAGGCUCUCUCGAAGAUGCACAACAAAAACUCAACGAAAUCACCAACAUACUGCCGCUGACAGCACAGACUCGACUGCCGUUGUUGCCGCUGAACACCUCGUCCGAGGCCUAUGACAGUGGACAUGAUAGUUCAACGCCGCGCACCUCCAAGCACUCAGGUAUGUCCCGACGCGCCGAGAGCGGCUACCACAGUGUGGCCACGGUACGCGACUCUGAUGAGAGCAGCUUCGCCUCGGGCAUGUCAAAGAGUCAACGCAAUCGGAUUGUCAUAUCGUCAAGCAACUAUCAACGCCACAAGAAGCAGCGUCAGGAGGGCAAGGGUCUGUGCAAUUGGCUGCUCAAUCCCUUCUCCUGCACCUAUCCAGAGACUGAGGGCGAGAUCAGCGACUUUUAAGACCGGCAACCAAGUGUGUGAAAAUAGUUGAUACCCACCAAAGAAACAGAGAAACAAACAAGUAAUGCAGUAACCAAAGCUAGUCUAGCGUUAAAAUAGCCAAAUACACAACGAAAUGCGCACACAUUUAAAAAACCUUUAUUUUAGGGCUAUUGAUGUCGUCUUUCAAUGAUUUGCUCUCCCCCGGACAUUAUUAAAACAAUAGACAAUACAACCUAUUCUUAAAAUAUCUGCAGCUCAAGCUCUAACAUCAAACUAGCUCUCCAGCUAGUUGUAUGUAACACGAAUUUCACAUCAAAUAAUUACAAUAUAAACUUUUGGAAC